This is a messenger RNA of Marasmius oreades (fairy-ring Marasmius), 1929 nucleotides long. RefSeq lists its product as uncharacterized. Gene Ontology annotation, cellular component: Golgi apparatus; membrane. Gene Ontology annotation, biological process: protein N-linked glycosylation; nucleoside diphosphate catabolic process. The transcript is spliced from 3 exons. The coding region runs from base 1 to 1929 and encodes 642 amino acids. Lineage: Eukaryota; Fungi; Basidiomycota; Agaricomycetes; Agaricales; Marasmiaceae. Gene Ontology annotation, molecular function: GDP phosphatase activity; UDP phosphatase activity. The record is from RefSeq and is a predicted model, not a curated record.
AUGAAUGGCCGACCGGCUGUGAGCCUCAGAUCUCUACCCACCCUUUCCUCCUCAAACCCACCAUCCGCUCGCUCAACAGGCUCUGAAUCAUCAACUAGUAAACAUACCGCUCGUUCUCGUCGCACCAAAUCACAGGAAGUAGAGCAGCCUGAAGAAAAAGACGUAGAAGAGAGACCUACUGCCAGCGCUACGAUGCUCUCACCACGAAGCAGUAACUACGAAAGAUUAGAAGGAGGAAUGGGGCCUGGUAAAGUGAGGAAUAGGAAGAGAUUUGGUUGGAAGAAGUUUGCCAUUGGGGCGACUAUUCUUAUUGGGCUGGUGUGGCUCUUCGGACCUCGAGAGAAUAUCAAGAGGUUACCUUGGUCGGCGUCGGAGGAGGAUAUGGACGUAGGUGACUCAAACCCAAAAACCUAUCCUUCUAGACCAAACCACCAUACACCCACUGAUGACGACGUCGAGAUCCACCCACCUCCCCCCAACUCGGGUUCCAACGCUCACCCAACCUCGUACGAGGAAGACUCCGACCCAACUUCCACAACCCACUGCACAAAACCCUAUUCCCCAACAUCCUCCCUCGUCCAAUGGGCACUCAUGAUCGACGCAGGUUCGACUGGCUCCCGCAUCCACAUCUACAAAUUCAACAACUGUCAGAAAAACCCUUCGUUCGAAUACGAAGUAUUCCACAUGAUCAAAGGAGGACUCUCAGACUACGCAGGAAAACCAGAAGAAGCCGCUGAGAGUUUAGACGUGCUCAUGGACGAAGCUCUCCGUGUCGUUCCGGAAUCGCUCCAAUCUUGUACACCGGUUGCGGUCAAGGCGACUGCUGGGUUGAGGUUGCUCCCCGGUUCGCAAUCGGCAGAUAUUUUGAAGGCUGUUGAGAGGGCGUUGAAAGAGAGCUAUCCUUUUAAGCUCCACGAGCCCGAUGGGGUUGUGAUUAUGGAUGGGAAAGAUGAAGGGGUGUAUGCAUGGAUUACGGCGAAUUAUUUGUUGGAUACUAUCCGGGAUACGACGAAGAACGCGGAUCAUUCCGACACGUAUGCUGUGCUUGACCUCGGAGGAGCAUCUACGCAAAUCGUGUUUGAACCCAAGUUCUCCAAGCCGGAUUCGAGUCUUGAAGAAGGGGAUCAUAAAUAUGACCUCGAGUUUCUGGGAAAGAAAUACGUGUUGUAUCAGCAUUCGUAUUUGGGGUAUGGGUUGAUGAAGGCGAGGGCAAGGAUUCAUCAGAUUGUCGAGUUUAUGGCUUCGCUUGAUCCUUCGCGAGAGAAGGCGAAGGAGAAGGGAUUGGAGGUGUUUGGGAACCCUUGUAUUGCCAAGGGUAUGAAACGGGAUGUGGAGAUUGAGGAUGCGAAGACGGGGGACAAGAAGAACGUGACGAUGGUUGGCGAAGAAAUUGGAUCGUUCGAUGCUUGUAAUAGGGUUAUUGAACUGGCAUUGGCAAAGGAUGCCAUCUGUAAACUCAAACCCUGCUCAUUCAACGGCGUCUACCAGCCGUCUCUCCUAGACACCUUCCCCAGCGGAAGAGUCCUCCUCCUUUCCUACUUUUACGACCGCCUCGAACCGAUCCUCUCUGGAUCUCACGCGCGCUCUUCCUCCUCUUCCUCCGAAGAUCUCAUCCAAACCUCAUCUCCAAGCGGAAACCCGAAACUGUCGAUCUCCUACAUCUCUUCUCUUGCUCGAACGAUCUGCGAAGGUCGUCCUUCCUGGGACCAGAAUCUCAAACCUUCCGUUGCGCUUAUGAAAGAACUAGAAGGAAGACCGGAGUAUUGUCUUGACUUAACGUUCAUGCAUGCGUUAUUGAGACUUGGAUACGAGUUUGGUGGGGAGAAAGAGGUAGAGCUUGGGAAGAGGGUUGAAGGGACCGAGUUGGGGUGGUGUUUGGGAGCUACCAUUUCCAUGGUUGGUGGCGGGAAUUUGAAGUGUAGGGUGUAA